UCCGUUUGUGCGUGUGGGUCAUUGAUGUGGGUGUGUAGGGGCAGCCUGGUCAGCAGGCAAGUCAGUGGCUGAUACAACAGCGCUCCUCGCCUAUGUUUGAACUUCAUGCCUGAACAUAUUACAGAUGUAUAUGCUUUCUAGCGCGGAGCUCUGUCAUGCGAAUCCCCUGGUACGCCCACGCACAGCGCAUGCACGCUCGUUCACUCCUAAGACGACACCGAAUCCGUGACUCUCUCCAGUUGAGCUGGUGACGCUGUUCGCUCUCUGGCGGUAGAACGGGGAUGUUUGGCAUUUGUACCGAUUUGUGCUUGCGCGGUGCGUCUUCUGUGAGAUGAACGGAUGGAGAGGACCAGUGACCAAACAUGCCUACAGUCCUCCGCGGCACGGGAAAACUUUCCAUCGUGUGUUCACUGAUUCGUUGCGCAUCUCAGGUCACAGGAAGUGAGCGUAACGGCUGUUCCAAAGAUAUUCUAGGGGACAUGACCCAUUCCUGGCCAUCCCAGCAACCCUCAGGAGGGAGUCAGGGCCAGCGCUUCCUCUAUAACCCUAAGGAAGCAAAGCAGCACACAACUCAGCAAACUUGGGAGAAUGUGCAGCAGCUGAGGAUGACCCAGCCUCACGUGGCGCCUCACAAAUCCAUGCUCGCUGAUGACUUGAAGCUCAGCAGUGACGAGGAGGAUGCUGACAAGGACCCUGAGCAGUCAGCCUCCUGGACUGGUAACAAUAGUCUGUCGGAGCAGCACACACACACACAUGGUGGGAGGGUGAGACAGUCAUGCUCAGACUCUUCAGGCUCAGACUCUUCAGGCUCCAGUGAGUCAGAGGAGGAGGAGGAGGAGGAGGAGGAGGAGGAGGAGAGCAGUAGCCAGCGCCUUCGUAGCCCCAGCCCAGAAACACACUCCGAUCCUGGGACACCCACCGACGCUCAGUCCCUCGGCUGCACCGAGGAGACAGAUCACCCCCUCAUCACUCAGUGGCAGCUGGAUAAGUGGCUGAAGAAAGUCCGAAAAAAAUCCUCCUCCUGGGAUUCCAGCAACCGUGACCACACCCAGAGAGCUACAGAACACAGCUCGCCCUCCCCAGAUCCCCACAGAGCCCCGUCUCCAGCCAGAUCCUGGGGGACCAGAGAGGAUUACAGCCCCGGCCAGAGCCCUGUUCCCAGCCCACACUUCAACUACAGCCCCAGGCAUAGCCCUCGGCCUAGCCCUCGGCCUAGCCCUGGCUACAGCCGCUGUCCCAGUCCUUGCCACAGCCCAAGACACAGCCCCAUCCUUAGCCCGGUCCCCAGUGUCUGUCCGAGCCCCUGCCUCAGCCCCAGAGCCAGCCGCGACCCUAGCCCCAUACCCCGACACCCCCCUAAGAGUCCUAGUCCCAGCCUUACUCAGUCUAGCUCCCGUCCCUAUCCUCAGGUUCGGAGUCUUCAUCAGGAAAGCUUCAGGCCUCUCACGCGGCCUAGCUUAACAUCCAGCCCAAGCCAUAGACCCAAAAUCAGGAUCGCACCUGCUCCCAGCUUUGAGUCCAAGAGCAAACUGAGGCACAGUUCCUCUCCCCAGCCUCCACUUCAGCACGGCUCCAGGCCUAAACCCAAACAGAGCAAGUCUGUUCCCACUCCCAAGAACACAGCCAAGGCAGCCCCUGCUCUGAGCACUGAGCCGAGCCACAGACCCAGACCUAGUCCCAACUCCAGUCCCAGGCUUCAUUCUCAGCCUCGGUUGAAACACAACCCCAUCCUAGCACUCAAAACCAGCCAACAACUAACAACCUCUGGACAAAGGCCCAAGGAGAGUAGCAGACUCAGCCACAAUUCCAACUCCAAACCCAGGCCCAAGUUUGGGCCUAGUUUGAUAACCAGCCUCAGUACCAGUCCCUGUCCCACACCCAGGGCCAAGAUUUUACCUCCCGCAGACCCUAGCAGAGAGACCAGCAGCAGAGUUGGUCACAGUUCCAAAUCGAGUCCCAAGCCACAUUCUCGGCUGAUCUCCAAAGCUGGUUCUGGGCCUAGCUCUAGAUCCAGCCCCAGUCCUAUACCCAAAGUCAAGUCCCGGGAGAACCCUGCUCCCCACCCAAAGCCUCCACAGAGGAAGUCCCAAUCCAGGGAGAGAGAACGGGAGGUGGACAACCGGAGAGAGACCCAGGCAGCAGACAGGAAGGCAGACAGGCAGGCAGAGGGAAGGGGGCGGGGUAAUGUAGAGAGACAGGGAGAGAGGCCAGGGGAGAAACAGGGAGAGAGAAGACUGGCAGAGGAUAAGUUGCUAAGACGCCCCUGGGUCCAGAGUUCAGAGGAGGAAGAGGACGUAGAGGAGAGAAAGAGGAGGAGGGAGGAGGGAGAGAAGGAGGAGAAGAGAAGGAGGAGGAAGGAGCAGCAGCAGCAGAGAGGUGAAUGGCAGGCGGUCCAGCCCAAGCAGAGACCUCACACCAACAGCGAGCGACACCGCAAUCCCAUUGAUCCACAACGCCACGGGACCAAGAAAAAGAGGAGGAGGAAGAGUGAGGAGGAAGAGGGAGAGUCUCAGCCGGACCCUUCCCUUCCGCCGUCGCCCUCCUCCCCCACACCGGUCAUCCCUCCCACAGAUUCCUCUUCUUCAUCAUCUUCCUCAUCAGAGUCCGACUCGGAGCCCAGUCUGCCUCCCAACGUCGCCAAAGUCCCAGCCGACUCCACGUCCAGCCAGCGUCCUAUCCAGGAGAGGGCACCAGGCCCCGGGAGGCCUUCAGACAUCAGGCCAGGAGUGCUCUACCCCACUGCCACAUCCAACCAAGACCACGGGCCGCAGAGCCAGACAAAGCAGAAACUCUACACCUUGGUCCCGUUUGGGCGUAGUGAGCAAGCCCCAUCCUCGCAUCGAGGCCUGAGGAAUCUGGUGGUGCAGUUAAACCUCUCCCUGCUCAGCAGAGUGCCUGAUACUACAACAGACACCCCGGCCUCUCACAAACACCCCUCCUCUUCCUCUUCCAAGCAAAAAGAGGCCAUGAGACACCUGUACACCCCAGAGACAGAGGGAGGAGACAGCAGGAGGAAACGGAAGUCAGAGAAUGGAAUCCAGCACCACAGAGAGAGUAAACGGAGUAACCCCCACACAGAGCCUACAGCUAACAGAGAGAGUAAACGGAGUAACCCCCACACCAAUGGCCCCUCAGCCCACACAGAGAGUAAACGGAGUAACCCCCACACAGAGCCUACAGCUAACAGAGAGAGUAAACGGAGUAACCCCCACACAGAGCCUACAGCUAACAGAUGUCUAGACCCCCACACAGAGUCUACAGCUAACAGAGAGAGUAAACGGAGUAACUCCCACACCAAUGGCCCCUCAGCCCACACAGAGAGUAAACGGAGUAACCCCCACACAGAGCCUACAGCUAACAGAGAGAGUAAACGGAGUAACCCCCACACAGAGCCUACAGCUAACAGAUGUCUAGACCCCCACACAGAGUCUACAGCUAACAGAUGUCUAGACCCCCACACAGAGUCUACAGCUAACAGAUGUCUAGACCCCCACACAGAUGCCAGACACAACAGGUUCUUGGAGGACUACCUAGACAGUAAGAGGCCACUGUCCCCCCUGUCCCCUCUCUCUGACACCCCGGACCCCACCAAGCCUCCCAUCAAAACACAGCCCCCAGUGCAGCACUACACAAACAGUGAGGUGCCCAGGUCCCAUGCUAAGAUGGAGGUGGAGUGUGUAGGUGUGUCAGGGAAGCCCCCGCACAUGUGUGAAUCCUGGGGACCUCCUUUACAACGGGCAGGGAGCCAGAGAGGAACUGUACUCAACCAUGAACCCCCACACCAUGCUGAGUACUACAUGCAUGAGGCCAAGAGAAUGAAGCACCGUGCAGAUGCCAUGGUGGAUAAGUUGGGGAAGGCAGUGAACUAUGUGGAUGCUGCUCUCUCCUUCAUGGAGUGUGGCAAAGCUAUGGAGGAGGGACCACUGGAGGACAAGUCACCCUAUACCAUGUACACAGAGACGGUAGAGCUCAUCAGGUAUGCCAUGAGGCUGAAGAACCACUCUGGUCCUGGGGCCAGACAGGAAGACAAACAGUUGGCCGUACUGUGUUUCCGGUGCCUUGCUCUCCUGUACUGGCAGAUGUUUCGUCUGAAGAAGGACCAAGCCAUGAAGUACUCCAAAGUUCUAGUGGACUACUUUAAGAGUUCUCCCAAAGUGCCUACUACACCCCCCAUCUGGAGCGUCUCAGGAACGGGCACAGGGGGGCCUCCCUCCUCUCUCUCCCCCAGCCCCUCGGCCCUCCCCCUGGGCAGCUCCCCCUCUUCCCUCAUCAACAUUCCCCUGCGUAUCCACCAGAUGGCAGCAAACCACCUGAACAUCACCAACAAUGUCCUAUACAGCUAUGAGUACUGGGAGCUAGCAGAAAGCCUGGUCAGAGACAACAAUGAGUUCUUUAACUACCUGAAUACACUGUCAGGGCCAUUGACUCUCCACAGUAGCAUUGCUCAUGCAGUCCAGUACACCAGACAGGGUCUGCAGUGGAUCCGCAUCAGUGCCAGUGUGGGCUAGUGGCAGGAGGGAGAGAGGGACACAACCAGUGGGAUUAUAAGUGGAGGAUUCAACCUGCAGUCCAGUACACCAGACAGGGUCUGCAGUGGAUCCGCAUCAGUGCCAGUGUGGGCUAGUGGCAGGAGGGAGAGAGGGACACAACCAGUGGGAUUAUAAGUGGAGGAUUCAACCUGCAGUCCACGUCGCCAGGAUUAUUAUCACGCUUCAAUUCUCAGCACGUACCGUAAAUGAGUGAUUGGAUUUAUACACCGUGGUGACGCUUUACCUUGUGCUUUAUCUUGAUUAGGGGAAGGUGUUGUUAUUCCUACAUUCAGGCAGAGCGAACUGUCUUGGUAUCUCUUUCCUCUUCCUGUUCGGAUUGUCAGUGCAGAUCUACAAAGUGCCACAUGGAUUUAAAGACUUUAAACUUGCUGCUUUGCCAAAUGUGCCACAUGUGAUGAUGAAACAAACACAGAAACUGUCUAACAAGGACAUUUUAAGAGAAACAUGGCUCAGUGCACCAGCGAGGACUUUAUGAUUCUUCUACUGUACAAAACAUAGACUGUAAAAGAUCCAGAGACCUGGACUACAUUUCUGAAUACAAUGCAUUCAACCACAGUAAAACUCUAACUGGCCUCUGUUGCAAAAAGCCACUGUGGUAACCAGUGACCAUUUCCUCACAAGUCCAUUCCUGUCCACUGGGCAUAGACGCCAGUUCAAUGUCUAGUUUUGAUUUACGUUUGGUUGAGUUGUCUACUAACGUGAAUUCAACGUGAAUAAACAAAAAAUGUCAUCAUGUUAUUGGAUUUAGGUUGGAAAAAAGACCAAAUUCCCUUGCGUUGAUUACUUUUUACAAAUCCAAUCAGUUUUCCAUGUUGAUUCAACGUCAUCACAUUGAUUGUUUUUGUUAAAAUGACGUGGAUGCAACAUUCAUUCAACCAGUUUGUGCCCAGUGGGAAGAGACCUGGACUGCAUUUCUGGACUACAUUUCCCAUGAGCCUUUACAGGACAAAUGGAUUCAUCUGGGGAAAGGUGAAGUUGGGAUUUUGAGUUUUCCUUUGGAUUUUCAGACCACUCAUCCCAAAGGGUAGAUGAAGCUACCGCUAGCUUUGCUUUAUGUUUUAUGACUCCACUAUGUGAUAGCCUUUUUAAGGACAUUUUGAGAUACCUUUCACUUCUUUAUGUGCACUGUGUGUGUCAGACCAUUCAUUUUUACAAAAAUACCAAAACUAGAGCAUUUAGAUGUCGUUUUUCUGGCCAGCAUUCAUGUUCCUGUCUUUGCAAAAUUAUUAUUUAUAACACCGUCUAAUGUGGUUAUCAAAAGUUACAUACCAAAAUGUGUUUCAUAAAUGUCUUUUCGAUAUUGCAAUUUGUA
Molecule: messenger RNA, 5862 nt
Organism: Oncorhynchus masou masou (cherry salmon)
Lineage: Eukaryota; Metazoa; Chordata; Actinopteri; Salmoniformes; Salmonidae
Product: AF4/FMR2 family member 3-like
Biological process (GO): regulation of gene expression
Cellular component (GO): nucleus; super elongation complex
Source: RefSeq, a predicted model, not a curated record